GAAGCGUUUCGCUUUGGAGAUCCACGACGUUUUCAAGAAGUUUGUUUGAUUACUCUCGAUCGAUCGUGAUAAAAGAACUAAAGUUACAAACGUAUUUUUUUUAGUUGAACACUAGUUCUUAAGGUUAACGAGUUCCGUUAUUCUUUACGACACUUUAUCGAAACAACGGUCUCACGGGAUGGUCACAUCUUAAAGAAAAUUUGUACCCUAUACUUCCUUCCACGCACGGUUUCUAUCGCUUUGCAUGUGAGUAAGUUUGCAUUCUUUCUUCACCUUUAUUUCGAGGAGGAUGAAUCACUAUCGUAAUCAUAAUGGCUUGGUUGUUUGGAAAGAAAAAGUACCAAAAGGAUUUACCACCUGAAUCUGUGGAAGAAGAACAAUCUUCGGACAAUCCAGAAGGAUUUGUAUUUAUUAAAAAAAGGCCUGCACCACCGCCACCAGUCACAGCCAGUGAUGCACCUGUGUAUCCUGGCAACAAUCUGUAUCCAAGCAUCCCUCCGGUUCCAAUUUAUUCGUCUACCUUACCUAUCGACUCUACAAAAGACCACAAUCAUGGCGAUGGUACACAUUACUUGAACGGAGUACCUUUUAAAAUGUCCAAACAACUAGAAAGCAGUAUGAAUAACGAUUUGGAGAUCGAUCGACUUAGAAUCAGUGAAAUCUUGUCGUUCAUUGAGAAAAUACAAAAUCAAAAUUAUAAGUACGACUUCACUGUCGAGGAAGGUGUGAUAGCGGAAAUGAAUAGUACGAACGAGUGAUACUCUUACGUUUUUCGAUGGAUACAAAUCGAGAACAUCUGUGGAUGUUCAUGCCAUUUCCACGGAACAUUAUUUCAUGUUUGUGGCUAUCCUAUUUUGUGCACAGUUAUGCCCAAAGUUUUUGCUCUCUUAUUCGUUAUGUCAUCUGCACGGAAAGUCAGACUAAUGAUUGUCGCGUUCGCGAUUACGGUUCGAGAUAGGAAUGUCGGAGUCGAUUUAGAAUUUAAUAAGAAUGGAUUGGCCAAAAAAAUUGAUCUGUUGAAAAUCAUCUCGAUGAGUCUAUUUUUUAGUUAAUAAUUAUAUCUCUAGCUAGUAAAAUCAUUAAGUUAGAUUUGGAUAUUUAUAUUUCAGACUACAUCGGAAUAAAUUUGCCAAAAAUUUAGUAAUAAAUUAAUUUCUAUUUAUUAGCAAUUAGUUUAAAGGUAGUAACUUUAAAGAUAAAGAUUAACUUUAAAGGUAACUGUGAUGGUCAACUAUGAGAUUAGCUGCUUUCGAAUUUUCUGGAAAAACAAUUUAGAAUUGAACAUCCCUAUUCGAGACCGACGAAGAAGAGUACGUUUCGAUAUGCUCUGGUUUACGAGUAAAAAUUUAUUUUUAUCGAGAGAAGAUGCGUAAAGGAACACAUUUAUAUUGUACUAUACCAUUCGCCAUUACUCUUAAGUUUAUAUUGUAUAAUACACCACAACGUUAUAUGCAUCUGUAACAUAUGUAUAAUUUUAGAAAGUCA
Molecule: messenger RNA, 1485 nt
Organism: Hylaeus volcanicus
Lineage: Eukaryota; Metazoa; Arthropoda; Insecta; Hymenoptera; Colletidae
Exons: 2
Coding region: 312-758 (148 amino acids)
Cellular component (GO): ESCRT I complex
Source: RefSeq, a predicted model, not a curated record